Cryphonectria parasitica EP155 is the source of this 567-nucleotide messenger RNA. RefSeq names its product heterokaryon incompatibility. The record is from RefSeq and is a predicted model, not a curated record. Lineage: Eukaryota; Fungi; Ascomycota; Sordariomycetes; Diaporthales; Cryphonectriaceae. The annotation marks the transcript as partial. The transcript has a single exon.
UCGUCAGCGACCCCGAUUCAAUGCACCCUAGAGACGUUCGACAUUGGCCAGUGUCCUCCAUAUGUGGCUCUCUCGUAUACAUGGGGGCCACCCGAGGUAUGUGAGACUGUCAUCAUCAACGGAAGGCCGAUGCAGGUUCGUGAAAACCUUCACGCGGUACUCUCGGUUCUUAGGAACAAAGGGAACACCUGCUUCUCCGAGGAUGCAACUCGGGAGAGGAACCUUGUGCGUCAACACUUCUGGAUCGACGCUAUCUGCAUUAAUCAGCAGGACCUGCACGAGCGCGGCCACCAGGUGGAUCUGAUGGCACCCAUCUUCUCCCAGGCUGCCUGUGUCAUCGCAUGGCUCGGUCCUGAGUCCAGGGACUCGGCCCUCGCGAUCAAUGUGAUCCGGACAGGAAAUCCUCGAACAGUAGACGAAGUCCAGGUCGACCAGAAGGUCUACGUCAAUGAAUACAGCCGGGACCGCCACAGAAUACGAAGUGCCCUCUUCUCGCUCCUGGCUCGACCGUAUUGGCGGCGCAUGUGGAUUGUGCAGGAGUUUACACUACCCCGCAACUUGCUACUC